This is a messenger RNA of Exophiala xenobiotica, 3587 nucleotides long. RefSeq lists its product as uncharacterized. The record is from RefSeq and is a predicted model, not a curated record. Lineage: Eukaryota; Fungi; Ascomycota; Eurotiomycetes; Chaetothyriales; Herpotrichiellaceae. Bases 232 to 1893 code for a protein of 553 amino acids. The transcript has 2 exons.
AUCACCACAUCCUGGCCCUGCCUCGUCGUCCAAGUUCUUCUUACCCUUUGUUUGUUUUGUAGUCGCGAUAUGCUUGCCCUCCCCUGCGCGCUUCAAGCCUGGUCUCUACUCCCUUGACUGUCUGCCAAAGUCUCCCACCAUCUGCCUCUCUUCUACUACUCCUUUCUGCCACAGCAUCCUGUCUGGUUGACUUGGAGAGCUGCUGAUGGAAGCCACCUCUUGCAAUCCUCAAUGGCCUCAUGGCCCAAUCACUGCAUGCUGGGCAGUGUCCAUUCACCGCACAAUUCGCCCUCCCAGAUUUCUCCUCAAUCCUCCCUAGACACGUUACCUUUUCCAGAUUACGCUGUUCCUCCGGAGAUGCACCAUGUAAAGUACGACACCGCCGCUCCAAGUGCUUUCGAAGAAGGAAGCAGCAACGAGCGUGUGAAUACUCCAAUGGAGCUUGAACUGAGUCUGACGGAUCGGCCUGCUCAAUGGGAAUACACCACAUCCCCUAGAAAGAGCCUCUCGGUCGCUAGUGAAGCAGAUCACUAUCAUCACGGUUCGGCUUCUCCUGAGCCUGUGGACAAGGCCAUCCAGUUCGUGCGCGACUUCCGGAACCUGAACCGGCUGCGAAACAAUGUUCAGAAACUCAGGAUCCGUGCAAGGGAUAAAAGAAAUCAAAUGAAGUUCGCGAGGGACGAGGUGUACAAAACAUCUGCGAAGUUGUUACGAGCCAGUCAGUUGCAACAGGAUAUACACGAACAGGUACAAUCCUUACAAGAAAGCGUACGAGAAAUGGGUAAACAAGAGAUUUUAGUCGACUGGUUGGAGAGCCAAUUGAUACCAGCCGAGUGGGCUUUGAAGGAAGCCGAGCAAGAAUUGUAUGGAGUCGUCGCCGGAGAGCCUGCCCUUGACCAGGAUGAGUUUCAAGUUGAUGUCCGGUCAUUUCCAGACACCUCAUCUUACGUACCAGAUGCUAUCGACGCAAUGAACACGCCGUACCCACCACAUGAGCUUGUGGCCGAGGAACGGCUGGCAGCAUUAGACUCAUCCGAUUCGCAAUUGAGAACGCGCCUUGAGAAGCUGGACAAUGAUUACGCUGCAAUUGCGCAAGAUGCCAGGAUGCGAGCUGCGGCCGGUGUGCCUCUGGACGAUUUCUCACAGAAUUUUAUUGCUGCUUAUCCUAACCGUCGCGGAGAUCUGGUGAAAGACUUAGCUGCGAUCUCCAAAGAGAAACGCGUUCUUCAAUCGGAUUCCAUGCUUACCAGCCGACCUACCUCGCCCACUGAAGCUCUCCUUCGUUUUGACCAAUUUUCUGGUGGCGACACUGAUUUGCGCCUACAGACCUGGGAACACAACGACGAUGAGACAUUACAACUACAGGACGAAGAAUACGAAGCGCGGAAGGACGACCUUGCUCCAUUAUUAGCUCAUGCAACAUUGACCAACAUGAAGGACAUCGAUAGGACAAUGUCUACUGUAGGCUUGGAGGAGAACGACUAUAUAACUUCGAAUCAAGAGAACAACGAGAGUACGGACGGCCUUGCUAGCUUUGUGUCGAAGUGGCUACUUGGGUGCAUCACGGCCUCAUGGUGGACUGUUAUUCGAUUUGCAUUUCAGAAUUAUCUUGACAACAGACUUUCCUACACGGCAAUGGUCAGAUAUGUUACGGACAUGUGGUCUCGAGAGGAAGGCCUUCCGGUUUCGCGGUUUGGUUCCUUCACAGACUUGAAGAGUGUCCGAACAUCCAAGUUGCCUUCCAAGUUGCCUUCGUCCACUCAAUAUGUGGUCUCGCCCGCCUACAAACCAGAAUGGCAAAGUCGGCAACAGAAGAGGCGGCAUAGCUCUGGUGGCUCUGUUGAGCUGAGGGCCAAAACACACGUCACCUACGGUCGUCCAAAUACUGAGUGAUCAGCGCAAUGGAGAUUCACGUUCGUGGAUGAAAUCGCUUCAAGAGUGAAUGUUUUAAGCUCAAAUAAGCUCUACGGGUCCCGCUCCGAUCAUUCGGCUCGUCUCGCCUUCGACGGGAUCCAGUUUAGACACUGUUGAUCUCUUCUUGAUAUGGCAAGGCACAUCAAAGCCGGGGGAAUACGAGACGUGGAUUCUCAGCAGCAAUCAUGGCAGUUACGGAAAUGUCAACAAUGAUCAUUCUUGGCGACAACACAGCAUCUCAAUUCAGCCCUCGAAGUCACACCUCAUUCUUUGGCCUGUUCUGAACUUCAUCACAGCAGGGGAUGGGCUCUCAUGGAGAUGUCCCAUCUCUUAACGACUAGGUGGGAGACCAUCAUGCGACUAAAUACAUUGUCCAAUGACAAGGGACGGUGGAAAUUGCCUUCAAUCGUUCCCAAACGACCUCCUCAUUUCCCAAGAGAACGGGCCCGCCAAUGGAUUGCAUGAUAUUCCAAGCACUCCAAGAUAUUCAACUGUCAGACAACUUCAAACCUCGUUAUCCCCGCUCACAAAUCCUCGCAGAGCCGCAUGCGAUACCAAAUCAAGCAAGGCAACAGGCCACGCAUGCAUAGAGGCAGACGGCCCUCGUGACAUUUUUGGACCCUGGGGCUGCCACAUCAGCAAUCGGGGCUGUGUAACGUGGGGGAGAUAUUUUCCUGGACGUCCUGACUCCUCGUGGUUGCUUUGGUGGAAAAGGAUUGGUCAGCACAACAAUGACAAUCAACAUAAUUCGAGGUCGGCUCCAAAUGCACUAUCGACAUUUCAUGAUAUGUCGUUUGGCAUGUGCGUGAAUCCAGAGGCCUAUCCCUGCCAACUUCGCAUCAGCUGGACGGCUUCCAGGUUGAGAUCCUGACUUGUCGUACCCAGUACCGGGAAUACCUUGCUCCCUUCCCUCUUCUGCUACAGUAGGACAGAGAACCACCCCUAUCAUUGUUUCUAUGUACAACAUGUCCUGCAACCAGUGAUGUGCCGUCCCCAAUUGAGAUGGAAUGGUGUGACUGCUCACCCGCACUUGCCUAGAAAGGCUUCGGAGGGAAAGAAAAUGGAAUUCCGUUGCCGUGUGACUUGUGUUGACGCGGCUAAAGAGUCUCCAACACAACACCUUGUGCCAUCGGUUACACGUAUCAGACUCGUUUGACGGCAUGACUCCAAGGCCCAGGAGGCAAUCGAGCUUUGGGCGACAAGCUGAUUUCUUCCUAGUCACUAUCGUCCCCGAAUCAGGCGCCUCUGGAAGGAGGUGAGGCCGGUUUACCAUUGCUGUUUUCAGAAUUCAGCGUCCUGUGUGGUAAGUUCUAGGGUACUGACCCUGAGGCUAUUGGUCAAUUCUUGAUUCAUGCCUCGAAAUUCGUCGCUUUACAUUGGGUACUCACCGCUGCCACUGGGCCAAUCCUCUGAACGAUGGCUAGUACUACAGAUGGUGUUUGCCAAGGCAAGGCUGUGGGAGACAGAUGAUGACAAUAUGACAAGGCACGAGGCUGGGGAGAGUGGAUUGCUACCCUCGAGCUACCCAAAGCAAAGCCAACCCGAUCUUGCAGAUCAAGGCACCGGCGACCAAUUUAGCUUGCCAACUGCAUGUCGACAUUUGAAAUGUCACAGCCAAGAAUAAAUACUCGAUUGCAUCCCGCACCAAGCUGUAAACAGGACAAGAAGGCAAC